This is a messenger RNA of Patiria miniata (bat star), 2292 nucleotides long. RefSeq lists its product as uncharacterized. The record is from RefSeq and is a predicted model, not a curated record. The transcript is spliced from 4 exons. Bases 202 to 1575 code for a protein of 457 amino acids. Lineage: Eukaryota; Metazoa; Echinodermata; Asteroidea; Valvatida; Asterinidae.
AUCGCGGUGGACGUUGAGGGCGACUGAUUCCACAUCAGUCGCGAUUCUGCCGGCCCCGCGAUCGGGCGCUUUGGCUAUCGGGCUGUCCGAUUAUGGCCAAAUAUCUCUCCCCAUAGCUCAUGUAUUGCCGGAACAAGUAGAGGAACAGUGCUGCAUGCGGGAACAUUCAAGAGGGAUGACCCAUGCAUCUUUACCGUCACCAUGCUGAACCAGUCUCGUGCCAAGCGACCGGCCCUGCGCCAGACCGCAUCACCGCGAAGCGAGCUUUCUAAGGCCUCCGCCAAAGCUGCGACACCAGUCACGGACGAUCGCCAGUUGCCGUGCGUUUGGGGGCAGCCUUUCCCGGUGAACGGCCAGGGAGUGAUGAUCUUCAACACGGACCGCCACAUGAUGCCCUUCUACGCCUGCGUGGAGGACGAGGACCCGAGCGGCAAUGUUCUGGCUCUGCACGUCGGCGUGGGCUACGCCUCGUUCGUCAUGAACAGCGCCGGAGAUGCCAACCUGACCGAGCUGAGGCGGGUCACCGAGGCCGACACGCCCAGGUGCGGGGUGGAGGAAGGCAAGGUGUCGUACUGGUACAGCUACGACCGCGACAACCUGGUGCUGAAGUACGGCAAGGGCUACCGCAUGGAGGAGACCACGCUCAUGACGCACGACUUCUUGGAGGGGGUCACGGACGAGGAGGACCAGAUGAAGAUCAGGGAAGACUUGCAGCCGUUCUUCACCGCCGAGGUUCAGAAGUUCGUCAGGCAAUACGACGAAAAAGCCAGCAUACAGAUGUAUGCCGCAAGGGCAACCGAAGUGACGGAGCCGAUGGUUGAGUUCGACAAACAGCCUCUCAUCUGCAACCUCCCGCCGACGGUCAUGGACAGCUCCAAGGCCAACCUGUUCGAGCUGGACAGGGGCGACCACAUCUUCUCUGCCAGCCUGCCGGCGGCCUGCAAAGAGCUGUACUCCAACGUAGCCAACUGCGAACUGAAUUACACGGAGGUAGAGGGGGAGAAGGUGCUACUAUCGGACGCCAUCCGAUACAGCCUGGCCUACGGCAUCCUGAAGGACAAGAUCGAAAGCAAAGUGGGCGAGCUCGGCGACGACCCAAACGAGACCUACUUGCGCGUCACGCUGGGCAGCAGUCUCGGCAAAUCUCCGGGAAUCCCGUACGUGCUGGAGAUUUGGCCAGGGGGCCAUUACAGCCCCAUCCACAACCACGGCAACGCCAAUGCCGUCAUCAAGGUCCUGUUCGGGUCCAUCACCAUCGAUAUCUACAACAAGCAGUCGGAGACCAGUUCCCACGACCCCCUGUUCACGUUCGAGGCGUGCGCAGGAGACGCGACUUGGCUGAACCGCAACUGGUACCAGACCCACAAGCUGCGCAACCCCGGGAAAGAGUACUGCGCCACCAUUCAGUGCUACAAUUACGACGCUGGUGACACUACGUACUGGCCGUAUUUCGAUUACGUGAGCGAGAACCAGACCAUUGACGAAUUCUACCCAGGUUCUGAUUUUGGCUUUCUCGAAAUGCGUAGUCAGGUCAUGAAGGAAUACACUGAUUUUGUAUACGGCACUAGCUCUUAGGCUGCUUGCUCAACUUUUUUUUCAGCACGCGAUUGACACAAGUUUGGGUUGUUUGUAAUUCCUUUAAUGUUUGUUUAAUUUUUCAUCCUAUAGGCCUAAAGAAUCCUUUGUCAUUAUAGGGCCUACACUCGUUCAGAUUUCAUGAAGCUGAUUUCGAUUAAAUUCAGUUUGAUUAAAUUUGAUUGCUUCGGUUCGAUUAUAGAUUGGGUUCAGUUUUAAUUUAGCCUGCAUUUAGUGUACUUAAUUUGAUAGAUUGGUUUUGAUUGGAUUGGAGAAAAUUAAAUAUGAUAUCGUAUUAUUUUGUAGUUAGUUUGGGUGACUUGGUUUGAUACGAUUUGUAAAAGUUCGAUAUUAGUUUGUUUUGCUUUGAAUGUUUGUUUCAUUUUGUUUAGUAGCAAGACUUCAAUUUUCAGGACAAGGAGUAAGCCUAAGUGUUAAUGUAGGCCUGAAGAUUUUUAAAAAAAAUAAUGUAGUUUCUUUUUUGGGUGGUUUUAUUUCAAUUCUUUUCAGAGUAAUUAUUAUCUAAUGGUAAUGAAUAAGACACACAUUAAAGUAAUCAGGAACUGGUUUUCCGAUAAACCACCCAUGAUACGCCUGCAUCAACUAAAUAUUUUCAAAAAAGAUGGACAUUUUGUCGGGGUGAUGAAGCUUCAAUAUUGUUUUUUGCCCUUCACCGACGUAUUUACUUUAUACUCAGUGUUGUCCCAAGUGAUUGUG